AUGGCCGGAAAUACGCUUCAAUCAACACGAAAGUUGGUCUCUGGGUAUGAGAUUCCUGUGGUUGGCUUCGGUGUAGGUCUCUAUGGAUCUCACGUUUACCAAACACCGGCCGAUGUUACAGAGCGAGUAACUCUCAAGGCUCUGGAACUCGGAUACCGCCAUGUCGACAGUGCCAAGGUCUACCAGAAUGAAAAAGAAAGCGCUGCGGCUAUCCGCAAGUCUGGACUGGACCGGUCGCAAAUAUUCUACACAAGCAAGGUGCCCCGCACAUAUAUGGGCUACGAAAAGGCGAAGCUCGCGAUCGAUGAGAGUAUCGCGGCCGCUGACCUUGGCUACAUUGAUCUUAUGUUGAUUCACGCUCCUUAUGGCGGCAAGGAACAGCGACUUGGCACAUGGCGCGCCCUGGUGGAGGCCCAGAAAGCGGGCAAAAUUCGCUCGUUGGGCGUGUCUAACUUUGGCGUUCAGCACCUCGAGGAGCUGGAGGCGUAUAUCCAGAGCGGCGCAGGUGGCCAGAUCUCUGUUGGCCAGUACGAAAUUCACCCCUGGUGCCCGCGUGAUGAUGUGGCCGAGUGGCUGCAAAAGCGUAACAUCGUUGUUGAGGCAUACUCGCCCCUGGUGCAGGCGACCCGUAUGAAGGAGCCGGUACUGCAGAAGCUGGCUCAGAAGCACGACAAGAGCCCAGCUCAGAUUCUGAUUCGCUGGAGCUUGCAGAAGGGAUAUGUUCCCCUCCCGAAGUCCGUUACCGAUGCACGUAUCCUGGAGAACUCGCAGGUCUUCGAUUUCGUCCUGUCGGAUGAGGAUAUGGCCAGCCUCAAGCUCAACGAGUAUGCCCCAGUGUGUUGGGACCCAGUCCGUGAUUGCAAGAUCUAG
Messenger RNA from Penicillium macrosclerotiorum, 870 nucleotides. Its product is annotated as aldo/keto reductase family protein. Bases 1 to 870 code for a protein of 289 amino acids. Gene Ontology annotation, molecular function: oxidoreductase activity. The record is from RefSeq and is a predicted model, not a curated record. Lineage: Eukaryota; Fungi; Ascomycota; Eurotiomycetes; Eurotiales; Aspergillaceae. The transcript has 6 exons.